Messenger RNA from Saprolegnia parasitica CBS 223.65, 705 nucleotides. RefSeq lists its product as hypothetical. The transcript has a single exon. The record is from RefSeq and is a predicted model, not a curated record. NCBI's taxonomy places the organism in Eukaryota, Oomycota, Saprolegniomycetes, Saprolegniales, Saprolegniaceae. The coding region runs from base 1 to 621 and encodes 206 amino acids.
AUGCUCACGGUCUGCUACUUCAAGGACUGCCAUCAACCGGUCCAACCUGGCUCGUGGAAGUGCAUUUACCACCGCCGCCGGACUCGUUGCCUCGUUGAAGAGUGCACGAACCAGGUCUACGCGCGCAACCUCUGCGUGCGCCAUGGCGGCCAAAAGUCGUGCUGCGUUCAGGGCUGCUGCCGCAACGCUCGUCAAGCCGGCUUUUGCUACCGACACAGCGGCGACGACAGCCGGAGGCGGUGCUCCUUUGCUGGAUGCGUACGCAAGGCGAUCCUCGGCGGCAAGUGCAUCAGCCAUGGCGGCGCCAAAAUGUGCACGAUCGAAGGCUGCUCGUCGCACGUACGCAAGAAGGGUCUCUGCUGCCGCCACUACCGACUCUGGGCUGCCGACGAAGAGAAGAACAAAGCCAACGCGCCUGCUUCGGGCCUCGUGAAGGCCAACCCGACGGCAAUGAUGCAGACGCAAGCCGCGUCUACCGUUGUCUCAAGCGAUGACGACGACAACAGCUCCGACGACGGCGAGAUGCUGGACCUCAUCGACGCCAACUUUAUCGACCAAGUGUUUUACGACGUCGUCAAGGACGAAGUGCGCGCGUGGCCUGGCGCGCCGCCUCAAUGUUAACAAGGCACCCCAUAGACACUAGAAUUAGAUAGAAUAGACUUUAUGAAGACACCCUAUGCAAUACAGACUCGUACGCUACACUCC